AUGAGUUCCUCUUCAGUCUGGGUGCCUCUGAGCAUGGACAGAGCACAUUUCCCCUGAACAGCACAACUGGUUAAAAAGCGUUAUUACCUCACUUUUUGUGAGGCCAGUGGCACCGGGGUGGCAAGACGGGGGCUGCCCGCACCUGCCCUGCUUCUUGGCUGCAGAGGAUGCCACUGUGGAGACCCAGCCGUGGCUGCUCUUCCCGGGGGAUGGCGCUGCCUGUUUUGGGUGGAGAAGAGCUGCUCCGGAAGGUGGUCCAGGUGGCACUGGUGCUCACCACAGCAAGUCCUGUGAUGGCACCGUGCCCGCCAAGAUGGAUCCCUUACAGGGAGGAACUGUGCCUCUACCUCCCGGCAUCUCCUGCUCUCUCGUGGGAUGAGGCCAGAGUCUUCUGCCAGGACCAGAAUGCACAGCUGGUUGUCAUCAAGGACCACAAUAAGCAGAUGUUCCUGAUGGACCUUGCAGAUGGUGCCAGGGGCCAUGCAUCACACUACUGGAUAGGGCUGGCUUGGGAGGAGGCAAGUGCUCAGCUCACCUGGUUGGAUGGCACUCCAGCAUCACAGAGCUGGUACAGUAACUGGCUCCCAGGCCACCCCAAAAAGGAGCAUUGUGUACAGUUUGUGGGCAUCUACACAGGGCAAUGGAGAGACUGGGACUGCAGCACCAACAGCGCCUUUAUCUGUGAGACGCCGGUGAAAGACGCUUUCCCUGGCUCUGUAAGGAAAGUGCGUUUCCGCUCUCACUGCUAUGCCUUUCACUUCCCAUCUUUCCGUGAGUGGAGAUCAUGGAGAGAAGCCCAGGCUUUAUGCCAGGAAUCUGGGGAGGGCCUAGCCAUCAUCCAUGGUCCGGAGGAGAAUGCCUUUCUGUCAGACGCUUUUCCGGAGGAGGGCUGGCACAUGUGGAUCGGGCUGCGCUUUGGCACCUCCUGGAAGUGGAGUGACUCAUCACCUCUUGACUAUUUCUGGUGGCAUCCAGAAAAAGCUCCAUCUAGGCUGCGGGACCAGUGUGCAAUGCUGAGUCUCCAGCCCACUGACGCUGCCCAGCACGGAGCAUGGAAAACCAGACCUUGCGGUGUGCGUCCUACAAGCGAGAUCAUCGGGUUCAUCUGCCAGCACAGAGAUGAUUUCUGUGGCCCACCAAAGCUGGCAUGCUUUCCUCUUCCCGGUGGGCUGGGUCAACAUGCCACAGCUGACAUCACCUUCUCUUUGUCUGCUCACUCUGUCUGCUUUCUGUCCUUGACUGGCCUCCAAGGCAACAACACCCUUUUCUGGCUCAACCUCCAUGCCAAUGGCACCCAGGUGCAUGGCAGCAUUCUCUCUGAACUCGGGGGCUUUUCAGUGCACAAGAAUUUCCCUCGUAUGUCUUUCUUGCCUGGACUCAACACAUGGACCUUUGUCACCUACCCGGAUGGGGUGGCCAGCUUCUUCAACCACCAGGAACACUUCCGGCUCUCGGGUGCCCAAGGCAUUUCUUUUGCGCAUCUCAGCUCCUUGCAGAUAACUGGAGUGACCGUGGCCAAUGCCUCUCUAGAGUAUGGCCUUUCCUCUGAGCUGAGCUUCCCAGGUGGCAGCGGCCUACAGCUGGAGAAUGCCAUCCAGCAAUACCUGGGUAACUUCACCAUUGGACUCUGGCUUCGAAGCUCUGCCACCCAUGCUCCCAAGAUGUGCCUGGUCAGUUAUUCGCUGAAGUGGAGGCGGUCAGAGUUUGCACUCUUCCUCCUCUCCCCUUCUGGACUGGAAUUCCAUAUCAAGGGGGUCACCAUGUUCAGCAGCACCCAUGGCUUUCUUCUGGAUGGAUCCUGGCACCACUUGGCCGUCUCUGUCUCCAAUACUCCCGGGCUGCCCCCCUUUGAGGUCUUUGUUGAUGGAGAGCCCUGGGAGCCAUACUCUGCCACAUCUGCCAGCAUUUUCCUGUGGAGGGGGCUGUCCCUGGGGGGCAAGCUGAGUGUCGGGCAGCUGGAGGUGGACAGCAGGGGGACCAGCUUCUACAAGGGGGACCUGAGCGAGGUGAACCUGUGGGACCGAGUGCUCUUGGGGCAUUCAGUGAAGCAGUUGGCGGCCUCCAGGACCAAGUGGAAGUACCCUGGGAACGUGGUGAGCUGGGCCCAGCUGGUCGCAAAGAAGCCUCCCCCAUUGAAAAUCCUCACUCCAAGCAGUGAGCCAGAGGCUGCCUUUGUGUGGUUCGGUCUCUUCCGGCUCAGAGGGAAGCGUUCGGUCCUGUGUGCAGAUUCAGAGCAGCUCCUUGUUUAUGUCACGCCUCUCCUGGCCCAGUGUCCCAACAGGGCCUUCUGGGGGCUGCAGCUCAACGGGCGGCUGCGCAAUGUGGCCAACCCUCCUUCUUGCCUCCUGGUGGCCAUGGAUGGAGUUUCCCUGGAGAUCAGCUGGGACUGUUCGGCAGAUGCCAAGCAUUCCUUCCGCCUCUUGCCAGACCAGCGCCUGCAGAACCUGCUCUCGGGCACCUGUGUGUUUCAAGACGUCAUCCAUGCCUCGUUGUUCUUGGGGAAAUGCACUCCACAAGCAAUGUACUUUGCCUUGGACUGGGAUGUGCACUGCCCCCAGAGCCUGGGCUGGAGGUCCUGGAAGGACAAAUGCCUCUUCCUGGUGCUGGAUGUGGCCCUGGAGUGGAGCCGGGCACUGACGUACUGCCAGAGGUUCCAUGGCGGCAGCUUGCUCACCCUGAGCAGCCCUCAGGAUCUGGUCUGGCUGCAAGAAGAGCUUCAGGUGAGCGUCUGGACUGGUCUCCGCAGCAGCAGCAGAAGAGACCUGUUGAGCUGGGCAGACCAGAGCCCAUUCAAUGCCGCUUUGCAGCGCUUCAUCUUCUCCUGGGGGCCCUCUGGCGGGACAGUCUGCAUGCUGGCCCUAUCCACAGGCUUCCUGAAGGCUGAGCCCUGCCACCGGCCCCAUCGAUGGAUCUGUCAGGCCUCCCACCGGAGUGACUUGUAUGUGACCUUCCCUGGGAGAUCCUUCUAUGGGGCUCUGUCUGCUGACCUGAGCUUCCCUUCACUCCAGGAGGCCCAGCGACAGUGCAGCGCUUUGGGCAAGGGCUGUGACGUUGUGGUCAGCACCUCAGCAGGCCACCAGCUCAGCUUGGGGAGGCGCUUUGUCACCCUUGAAGGCCCCGCUGCUGCUGACCCCUCUGCCGCUAUCCACGUCAAGUCCAGGUGCUCCCCUGGCUACUCUGGGCAGGACUGCCAGUCGAUGUGUCCCCCCUGUGAGCCCCGGCUGAGCUGCAACCCACUGACCGGCUGCUGUGAUGGCUUCCUGCACUAUAGGCAGGCACCUGCUGUGGUCUACUCUCUGAAGUGCCUGCCCUUGGAGUCCUGGGUCUAUGAGCAUGGUGCUUGCCUGUCUUCAGAGCACUACAGCAGGCGGGAGGAAGCAGCUGCCAUUUGUCAGAGGUACCUGGGCGCUACUGUGCGGAAAGUCAGGCACCCACUGCAGAAGGCUCCAGUUGGCUCUUCUGGAACCCAAGGAGGGGACUUGAAGCCCAGUGGUUUCCUUUGGGCUUGCCAGCGAAUGGAAGAUGUGGAGCUGCCAUCCUUUCGAGAGAAGCUUCUUGUGUCCCUCUGGGACACGACUCCCCAUCAGCGGCAUGCCUUGCUCCAGGAGGCCAGAGACGCCUGCUACCUGCAAAAGGAGGGCUGUGGGGGGGUCUUGAGCCUGGAUGGUGCCCAUUACACGGUGGCCGGGACAGUGUUGGUGGACAGCCCUGGUUCAGGGGCCCUUCUGUACAUCAAGACAGGCUGCUCCCGUGGCUUCUGUGGGGAACGGUGCCAGAGGACCUGCUCCCCUUGCUUGAGUACCCGCGUCUACAACCCCCUGACUGGACACUGCGAUGGCCUCCUACGCUGCAUCCGCCACUCCGGCCCCUUGUGCCUUUACGGCUUGGUGAACUCGAGGUGUCCCCAGGGGCCUGGCUGGUGGUUCUGGAACGGGCACUGCUAUUAUGUGGAGAAGCACAGCAGCAAGGAUUGGCAGGGGGCGAAAGCUGCCUGCCGGGUUUAUGGCAAAGACGUGAGCCUCCUGACUCUCAGCAGCGCCAAGGAAAAGGCCUGGGUUGCGGCCAUGGUGCAGAAGGACAGCUGGACAGGGCUGAAUGAUGCAGACGGAGACAGGACUUGGACCUGGGCUGAGGGCCAGGCUGCCCAUCUGCCACUGCCCUGGCUGGCUGAUGUACAGCUUACGACAGGCGAUUGCCUGGAGAUCAAGCUCCAGACAAAGCAGAACUUGGCUGUAUCACACUGUUCCGAACACAAAGCAUGGGUGUGCAAAGGGACUUGGGGACACCAGAGUUCCUGUCCAACGGAGCCUGGUUGGAGGCAGUGGAAUGGCAGCUGCUACUUCUUGGACGUCCUCUCAGUCAGUGGGUGGCAUGAGGCUCGGGAUGCCUGCCGGAGGUUCAGGAACACAGAGUUACUGUACUUGACCUCGCUCCAGGAGAGGGACUGGGUCCGUUCAAAUUUCCAAGGUUCUGUCUGGACAGGCUUGAAUGAUCUGCAAGAGGAAUCUGUCUUUCGCUGGACAACGCAGGAGCCACUCAGUGAACAUGUGGCACAAUAUUUGCAAGAUGACAUGGCAGACGGUGGUCUGAAGGACUGUGUGUGGCUGGACCUGGCAAGUGGACUUCUCCGUGACGCCAACUGUGAGGAAGCCAGGCCUUUCCUGUGCAAAGGUAGUGAAGCCACCGACUGGUUUGAGGAGCGUCCAGGCCUCAGCGUGGUGAAAGGAGACCCUGCGCAGCUUUUCCCCUCUGCAAGGAGCCUGGACCAGGCUAAGCAGGAGUGCCUCCAGGAACGCCAUGUCUGCGUCGCCGUCCUCCGGUCAGGCUCAGGCUUCUAUCUGAUCAGCUCUAUGGACAGGAUUGUCUCCAAGCCGGAUUCGGUGCUCUAUGUCUGGACCAUUUGUGCAGAGGGUUUUAGUGGCCUAGAUUGCCGCAGGGCCUCAGAGCGACCAUCCCGGCCGGCCUGCGACUGCAGUGGAAGAUUUCAGACCACAGCUGAGAAAGUCUGUGGCGUCCUGGUGCGGACGUGUGUGGAUGACUGUCGACGCCUGACUGCCUGGAGUAACUGCUCGUUGUGCCUGCCGGUCUGUACUGAGGCCAGCCUGAGCCUCCUGGAUCCUGAGGAGGUCGCCCUCAUCACGAUGAUUCAGUUCAAAGUGUCACACUCUCUCAACCUCACCGAAGAAGAUGAAAGGGACCAAAGGAACUCCUCCAAGAUCAUCUAUGACACCAAAUAUCCAUGAUGGUACCACAUUCUGGGCAAAGAACAGAAGGAAGGAAAAGACCAAUAAAAGGUUA
Molecule: messenger RNA, 5298 nt
Organism: Sceloporus undulatus (fence lizard)
Lineage: Eukaryota; Metazoa; Chordata; Lepidosauria; Squamata; Phrynosomatidae
Exons: 32
Coding region: 168-5243 (1691 amino acids)
Source: RefSeq, a predicted model, not a curated record